AUGAAAAACGAAACACUUUUUAAAGAAAUACUAGACUCUCUUGGAGUAAAGAACAUAUAUACAGAUGGAUUUAAGCCAGAACAGAUCUUCUAUCAACUGGAAGAUAAGCUCGGAAACCGAUAUUCUUCUCUUGAAAGUAAAGUGAAUUCAAAAUAUUCCAAGUUCGUUGAGAAACGCUUGCAAACUGCAAGUGAAGGUUUGGGUGGUCCCGGCAACGAAAGCGAAGACGGUCUCAAUUCUGAAAGUGAAGGUUCAACGAUCGACGAGAUCAGUAGCAGCGCCACUUUAAAUAAAAGAAAUAAUCAGGUUGGCGUGGAUGGAGAAAAUAAUGUAGAUUUGCAAGAAGAUCGCUGUGAUAGCACAGAUAAAGAUGACAGUGUAGACCUAGAACGGGAGUUUCAUGGCCGAUCCGAUUCUGAUGAAAUUAGCGGGUCUUCAGAAGAUUCAAUGCACAUUGAGCCAGAACUGUGGGAUGAGUCGUCCUCUGACACAGAAUUCAUCAACCUCCCGGCCUGUGAGGUAAUGAAAAUACUACGAAAGAGCAAAAAUAAAUAA
This is a messenger RNA of Vittaforma corneae ATCC 50505, 555 nucleotides long. RefSeq lists its product as uncharacterized. The record is from RefSeq and is a predicted model, not a curated record. Bases 1 to 555 code for a protein of 184 amino acids. NCBI's taxonomy places the organism in Eukaryota, Fungi, Microsporidia, Nosematidae. The transcript has a single exon.